This is a messenger RNA of Mollisia scopiformis, 1344 nucleotides long. RefSeq lists its product as uncharacterized. NCBI's taxonomy places the organism in Eukaryota, Fungi, Ascomycota, Leotiomycetes, Helotiales, Mollisiaceae. The transcript is spliced from 2 exons. The coding region runs from base 1 to 1344 and encodes 447 amino acids. The record is from RefSeq and is a predicted model, not a curated record.
AUGGAUCGACCAUCUGGUCCAUCGUUAACGGCGAAACUUCCGCCCAUGCCAGUAAAUCAGUUCAUCGCAAACGAAGAAGUUGUGUCGGGAGCGCUGGGACCGCUGGAGACGGCUGUUGAUGCUCAACCGUUCACGACAAUACCAAGUGGAACCGAAAGGCCUUGGUACGAUCUUCGUACUUUCUUGAAUGUCAUUCGGGAGAGAGCAGAGCGCAUUGGUCUCCGCUUCUCGCGCGGAAAGCCACGCAGACCCCGAAGGCCCAGAUGGUUAGGAGGAACGAAACAAGGCAUAACCGUCACCACUUCCACUCCAGAAGCAAACAGCCCGCGCAGGCUCAGACGAAGGGGGCGAGAAUCUCAAAUUCACGACCAGUCCUACGAGCGCCAUUCUACCAAUGAUUCGGCGGAUAUCAUAGAAAGACCAAUACCGGUCCAGGCGCAAGGUGGUGAUCCCAGCAACGAGGUCUCUGUCAGUAGACUAUCCGCUGUUUUUAUGACGGAGGAUGAGGCGCGAGAACGAGCAGGUGUAGAAGUCAGACGGUUGUCUCUUGGCCAUCCCGAAUUAUUUCAACCAAGUUCUUCAAAACCAAUUGCAGACAAUGAUAUCGGUAUCGGCACUAGUCCUUAUGUAUACAUCGAGCCAAAUCAAGUUGAUGGUGGGGAUGAGACAACUUUGUCAAGAAGGUAUUCGGAAACAGAGCAUCCAUCAGGAGGUUAUGCUCCGCCUCAUGUUCGACACGAUGACCACGACGACGACGAGUUUGUUUCCUCCGCGGUCAUGGUGAAAGACAGAACAGGCAAUUCGAAAGCAGUCAAAAUGUUCUACGACACCAUGACUGCUGUCAACUGGGUCUCGGAAUGUUUCGCGAGCACCUUCGGAUUGGAGCUGCGUCCAAUUCUCCGCGAGGAUCUCAAAGUAUACAAGACUAUCAAUGCAACAUUCAUCCCCAGACAUUACGUGGAAUUGCAACUGCAGAACGAGUCUCUCGGGAUGGAAGGCUUCACAACAUUAAGGUGUAAUGUUACGCCAUCGAUGGAUGGAAUUGGUUUGAUGGCCGGCCGACAGUUCAUGAAAGAGUAUCGUGUUAUAGUUGAUGCUAAUGCUCGUCGAGACAUCUUUGUCACGACAAGCAGUAAAGCAAAUGCUGCGCAAUGUGAGGCUCGCAAACAACAUCUUGAGCAGUCGAAGAAAGAGUACGAGAAAGCCAAGGAAUUAUCAGCUUCAACUGCGGGACCUUCCACGCAGCAAUCUGCAGCUUCAACUCAUGAGCCAUUGGCCCCUUCAUCUAGGACGAGUACACACGCGUCGUCGUCGGACAUCAAGCAGAGUGAGUCGAAAGGAUAA